AUGGAGGUUGCUAGUGUUGGGGAGCUAGAAUUGGCCUCUACUUAUGAUAGAGUUAGACAUUCAAUGAUAAAGAUUCAAGAAGGGGCCUCAUUUCCUAGCUCCAUAUAUACUAGAAAUACUUUUCUACGUAGCCUUGAGGUUGAUUGUAAUUACCAUACUAACCCUAAGAUAGUUUUGUCCAAAUUAGUUGAUCAGUUGGCAUAUUUAAGGUCACUAUCUUUGACAGAUUGCUCCAUUGAAGAAAUUCCUGUAGAAAUAAAAGGGUUAAUACACUUGAGGUAUCUUGAUUUGUCACAAAACUAUAAUAUAAAAAAAUUGCCCGAAACAUUGUGUGAGUUACACAAUCUACAGACCUUAGACAUUAGGGGGUGUAGUGGUCUCAGAGAACUACCUCAAGGGAUGGGAAAUUUAAUUAACAUGAGACGUUUGUUGAAUUGGGGAACUAGUAUAAGUUACAUGCCAAAAGGUUUAGAACGAUUGACUGGUCUACGAAGAUUAGGAGAAUUUGUGAUAAGUGAUGGCAGUUAUGGUAGUAAAGCAUGUUCCAUUGAAUGUCUUAGAAACUUCAAAGGCCUCCAAUAUCUUGAUAUAAAAGGCUUUGGAAACUUGACAGAUGCAGCUAAGGUCAAGGGAAUAGAAUUAAUCAAUAAGAAAAACCUGCGUGAUUUGAUUGUAGACUUUGAGGGGAGUAACAAUGAGGGGCAUGAUUAUGAAGAACUUCUUGAAGCGUUGCAACCACCCCCAAAUUUAGGGGAGCUAUCGCUGCGAAAUUAUAAAGGCAACACUAUGUUCCCUAAUUGGAUGGUGUCAUUAAGCAAAUUGAGAAAGUUAACUUUGUGGGAUUGUAUAAACUGUGAGCACUUGCCUCCUCUGGGUAAGUUAUCAUCCCUUGAAAAUCUUUUCAUAUGGGGAAUGAAGAGAGUGAAAAGAGUGGGUAAUGAGUUUUUGGGAAUAGAGAAUGAUACCACAUCAGCAUCUUCAUCAGUAAUUGCUUUUCCAAACUUAAAAUAUCUAUGUUUUAUUGAUAUGGAAGACUGGGAAGAGUGGAAUUACGAUAUUACGAAGAGAGAAGACGGAGAUAUUACAGUCAUGCUAUCUCUUGAGACCUUGGAAAUUGAUGACUGGCCCAAAUUGACAUCACUGCCUAACCAUCUUCGUCAGAUGUCAACGUUGAAGAAGGACUUUCAUAAUUGUACUCUUCUCGACGAACACAGAACCGAUAACUCAUCAUCAUCUUCAGCAAGCCAUCAACUGCAACAAUGA
This is a messenger RNA of Mangifera indica (mango), 1263 nucleotides long. Its product is annotated as putative disease resistance RPP13-like protein 1. The record is from RefSeq and is a predicted model, not a curated record. The coding region runs from base 1 to 1263 and encodes 420 amino acids. The transcript has a single exon. Gene Ontology annotation, molecular function: protein binding. Lineage: Eukaryota; Viridiplantae; Streptophyta; Magnoliopsida; Sapindales; Anacardiaceae.